Messenger RNA from Moneuplotes crassus, 963 nucleotides. Lineage: Eukaryota; Ciliophora; Spirotrichea; Euplotida; Euplotidae. The record is from the annotation of a GenBank genome assembly.
AUUCAAUAUGUCUCAACAUAAAAAACUUAUUUCCAUCAAUCACUCCAAAUACUGCUCAAUUAAAUCUAGGAUCCAUCAGAGACAAGCAAGGAACUCUAUGGAUCAGGUGAGAGAGCGAAGAAAUCCUUUCAAAAAUUUAGUUAUUAACAACGGGAAUGAGUUGAUGAACUCUGAAACAAUAAAAUAUUAUAUCAAAUAAUUCUUUUGAUAGCAAAACCAGCUACCUCCGUCUUCAGAUAGCAAAUCUUGUUGCUAAGCAAAAAGAGAUGAAUAUUUUCAAAGAGAAAUAUUUAAAAUAAGACGAAGGACAGUAUUAAUAAUGAGUUUACAAAGAAUCAUCAGAAUAAAGAAGCAAGUAUUCAGAAUCAUAUUGAAAGGUUAAGAAAAGUAUUAGAGAAACAUACCAAGAAUCCUUUUAACCCAAGGAAAGAUCUAAGCAUCGCUCCCGAAACUAAGCACUACUUCCAUCCAAGAUUCAAGCUAGAGGACCUAGGUCCAAGUUAUUCAUCUCUGAGUUUGGAUAACAAAGUCAAACUGAUUGAUACAUUUCUGCAUGAGACAUAUGAACCAGUAAAAACCCAGUUUAGCGAGAAGAUUUCUGAUUAUUCAGACAAUAAAAGCUUCCAUCAAUUAAAUAGCUCAGAGACACUUUCAGGAAACGGAACUAUGUCAGGAGAAUUCACUCUUUCAACACAGUUGCCUGCUAGAAACUCUUCAACAAGUUUUAGAAGAGGUAGGAAGGAGAGAAUAACUCUUUUGCCAAAGGGAAAUAUUAAGAAAAAUCAGACUUAUUUAGAAAGAAAAAUAAAGCAAAACAAUAUCAUAAGAAGUGGAUCAUUAAAUGCGAUUAAGAUGAAAGGAGGAGCCAUGUUUAAGAGAAAGAGCAAAGUAAGACUCACAGAUAUUGAUCAUUUUCGAAUAAUAGACAAGAUAAAGCAGUUCAGACAAAAGAAAGGAUUUUAA